AUGCAAUUUGCUCGGUGGAAGGACAUUCCUACUCAAAACAAGAAGAUUUUAUGGCUAGCAAUGAAACAAAAAUUUAAUCUAGAAGAGGACAUUGGAGUUAAGAAAAUUGUGUUUGAGCAACUAAAUCGUCAAUACCAGAGUCUUCGUCAUAACCUUCAUGAGCAUUAUGAGAAUAAUCUGGAUGAUGAAAACAUACUUGAACACCCUCCAAAAGGAAUAACACCUGAAAAUUGGGCGGCCGUGAUCAACUACUUUGAGACUGAAGAUUUCAAGAAAGUAAGUGAACGGAAUAAGCAAAACCGUAGAAAAUUAAAAUUGUCUCAUGCUUGUGGGACUAAGUCUAUAGCACAAUAUUGCUAUGAAGAGUGUGAUAUAGAGACUGGUAAAGAGCCAACACGGACAUCAACGUGGAAGAAGACUCGAUUUAGCAAUAAUAAAAAUGAUUGGGUUGAUGAUGCUUCGCGCGAAGUAUAUGAGGAAAUUUUAAAAUUUCAAAACGGAGGAGAUGAAGAUAUAGAAGAUGUUGUUAGCGAAGAUGAAGCCUUCAUAAAGGUGCUCGGACCAGAGAAAUCGAGUCGUUUACGUGGUUGUGGGGAUGGCCUGAAACCUCCUUCUAAAAGAGGGGAAAAUGUUAAUCAAGAACUAGCAGAGGAGAACGAAUAA
Messenger RNA from Striga hermonthica, 663 nucleotides. The record is from the annotation of a GenBank genome assembly. Lineage: Eukaryota; Viridiplantae; Streptophyta; Magnoliopsida; Lamiales; Orobanchaceae.